AUUGCUGUACAGGUCUCCUGCUGCUCACUCUGACGUCCUUAAACAUCAUCUGCAAUUUAAAACUGCAAAAGGAAUUCUGACUCCAACAACUUAGCAUGAAGCUCCACUGUGUGAUCCUGGGCGCUCUCCUUCUCCUGCUGCUGGGGGGCUGUGGCAGCACACUCAAGACCUCUGCCAUCGACCUGAGGACCUUCAUCGGCUGUGCCGUGCGGGAAUUCACCUUCCUGGCCAAGAAACCCGGGUGCCGGGGGCUGCGGGUGACCACGGACGCGUGCUGGGGGCGCUGCGAGACCUGGGAGAAACCGAUCCUGGAGCCGCCUUACAUCGAGUCCCACCACCGGAUCUGCACCUACAACGAGACCAAGAUGGUGACGGUGAAGCUGCCCAAGUGUGCCCCUGACGUGGAUCCCUUCUACACCUACCCCGUGGCCAUCCGGUGUGACUGUGACAUCUGCUCCACCGCCACCACCGAGUGUGAGACUUACUGA
This is a messenger RNA of Chiroxiphia lanceolata (lance-tailed manakin), 488 nucleotides long. It is a transcript of the gene GPHB5, whose product is annotated as glycoprotein hormone subunit beta 5. Lineage: Eukaryota; Metazoa; Chordata; Aves; Passeriformes; Pipridae. The record is from RefSeq and is a predicted model, not a curated record. Bases 96 to 488 code for a protein of 130 amino acids. Gene Ontology annotation, biological process: regulation of thyroid hormone receptor signaling pathway; G protein-coupled receptor signaling pathway. Gene Ontology annotation, molecular function: hormone activity. Gene Ontology annotation, cellular component: extracellular region; cytoplasm. The transcript has 3 exons.